Thyridium curvatum is the source of this 504-nucleotide messenger RNA. RefSeq lists its product as uncharacterized. Lineage: Eukaryota; Fungi; Ascomycota; Sordariomycetes; Thyridiales; Thyridiaceae. The transcript has a single exon. Bases 1 to 504 code for a protein of 167 amino acids. The record is from RefSeq and is a predicted model, not a curated record.
AUGCACGUCUCUUCUCUCUUCAUCUUCUUCGGCCUCGUCGCCUCGCUCGUGAGCGGCGUCGUGGCCGAGACCCUGUACCGCGGGGACUCGCGCGGGCCCAAGACCAUCAAGGAGGCCGGGGGCUUCAAGGCCAAGGGCUUCGACAAGCCGGAGGGCACGCUGUUCGAGCCCGUGGAGGGCACGCUGAAGCACCCGUCGCGCGACCCGUUCAUCUCGACGUCGGACGACAUCGAGGUCUCCAAGAAGCACGCGGGCAAGGGGUACCUCUACUUCCUCGACUCGACCAAGAUCGGCAGCAAGAUCCACGACGUGGCGGCCGAGUACAAGGCGGCGGGCAAGAAGUACGGGCACGCGGACGAGAAGGAGUUCGCGGUCGAGCACCUGAUCCCGUGGGCGGCGGUGACCAAGGUGCAGAAGAAGGACAAGGACGGGGUGUGGAAGACGCUCAAGAUGCCCACCAAGCGGAUGGUCGAGUUCCCCGUGGAGGAUAUCUUUGUAGACUGA